AUGCCUCCCUCUUCUCCAUGGCAGCAACGGCUCGAAGAUGUGUGCCGUGAAUACAGCAUCCAAGCCCCCGUUUUCCAGAUUGUCUCUGACCGAAGAGGUGGUCGGACAGCUUGGUCAAGCGUAGUUCAGGUUUACGGCAGAAGGAUCGAAGCACGCUUCUGGUACGACGGCAAGAACCUCAACAACGCAAAGGAAGACGCAGCUGAGGCAGCAUACAAUUGGUUGUCGCCAUAUUUACAAUCAACAUGGUGA
Molecule: messenger RNA, 252 nt
Organism: Pseudomassariella vexata
Lineage: Eukaryota; Fungi; Ascomycota; Sordariomycetes; Amphisphaeriales; Pseudomassariaceae
Exons: 3
Coding region: 1-252 (83 amino acids)
Source: RefSeq, a predicted model, not a curated record